UGACAGAGUUUGGGCAGAAGGGGUUUGCCUCACCUGCUCGAAAUCGCUUCAAGAGGAGCGCGAACAGGACGUUUUCAGCUCACGGCAAUUAAUAUGCACGUAUCGGACAGUUAACACUUCACUUUAGAUAACAGCGAUGAGCUCGAGCGCGGGCCGCGCGCCUUUCUGAGGCACAGCGCAACUCCAGAAACGCGUCCGGUUUGUUUGCUACAACUUGGCAACUCAUCACUUCGGGAUUUAACAGUGAGCGCGGAGCCCUUUCUGCUGUCGAGCUGCUUUUUUUUGUUUUGUUUUUAGGCACCAUCAUGGAACUGAAAGAGAGCCAGACGAAAGGCAAGAACGUGUUGGAUAACGCUCAAUUAAUCGCGAAGGAGUCGAUGUGAUUUCUGUUCCUCACUUGUUUUCGAUGGCGGCGAUAUAAAAUCGCAUGGGCUCUGAGCACUCCGAGGAAGAACGUCUGCUUAUUCCAAAUAAAUUCUGCGCCUUUGGGAAUAAAGCGCGUUGCGUUGAAGUUUUAGGAAUUAAACGCCGCGACCUUCCAAGCUGCGCGUAACAGAAAGAGCCGCGACGAUGGAGCACACGGGGAUAGAAGAGGUGAACCAGACGCACCAGCAGCACGAACCCAUCAGCUUUGGAAUAGAUCAGAUCCUCAACGGCUCGGACCAGCCGAGUAGUUGCAUGCUGCCGAGCAGGACCGGAGAACCGGACUACGCGCUCGCGCCGAACGUCUACGCCAACGGCUACAACAGCGUGUACAAUCCGGCCUGUUCGAUGGCGGCGGGGCUGGCGGGUUCCUACAACGUAAACAUGAACAUGAACGUGAGCAUGAAUAUGAACGUUAACGUGAACUCGGGGAACGCGGGCGGUGUCAUCCGCGUCCCGGCCCACAGACCCAUGCCACCCGCGCCUCACCCGCCGACUUCUGCCCAUCCACCGGGCAUCGCGGCGGGGAUACCCACCGUGCCCACGAUGCCCAGCAUGGGCAGCCCCGCCAGCUUCACGUUCCCCUGGAUGGAGAGCAGCAGAAGAUUCGCCAAAGAUCGGCUGACCGCUGCUCUUUCGCCCUUCUCCGUGACCCGGCGGAUCGGUCACCCGUACCAGAACCGAACCCCGCCGAAACGGAAAAAGCCCCGCACGUCGUUCUCGCGCGUGCAGAUCUGCGAGCUGGAGAAGCGCUUCCACCGGCAGAAGUACCUGGCGUCCGCGGAGCGCGCCACGCUCGCCAAGGCCCUGAAGAUGACAGACGCUCAGGUCAAGACCUGGUUUCAGAACAGAAGAACAAAAUGGAGGAGGCAGACCGCCGAGGAGAGAGAGGCCGAGCGACAGCAAGCCAACCGCCUGAUGCUGCAGCUACAACAGGAGGCCUUUCAGAAGACCCUGAGCCAGCCGCUCCAACAAGACCCUCUCUGCCUACACAACUCCUCGCUUUACGCCCUGCAGAACUUACAGCCUUGGGCGGAAGACAACAAGGUGACGUCCGUCACCUCAGUCGCAUCUGUGGUCUGACCCGCAACUCUUAUGUGUGCUAGUUUAUUGAGAAGGGAUUUUAUAGGACGCCAGUUAGAACUUAAUUUAGGCGGAUCUCUGACAUUCUCACUUGGACUCACCUCAUGAGCAUCUGUACCAAGCCAUAUGGUUUUUUUUUCUUCUGUGAGAUGGUAGAAGAGAUCUAGCCGAGGUCUAAAGCAUUCUAUUUAAUGUCGAUGUUUUUCGACAGCAUCAGCUUUGAGCCUGUGAUAAAAAAAUAAAUAAAAAUUUACUCAAAUUAGUUUUCCAGAAACAUGCAUAUUUAAGAAUUGGCAUGGAACAAAAGCAUCCUAAUUAAAGUGGAAUCAAAACAAACAUAAGCUCACAUUUUCAUUCCCACGUGAAUCUGACUGGUCAUUUGCUCGUCCCUUACGCUACGUUUUCGUUCCUCUUUCUUCAGCUACCCAUCUAAGAGAGGGAGGGGCUUUGUCCUUUCCAACCCAAAACCGCAAAGCUGUCUGAUGAAUUUCACCCAUCGAGACGGCCGUUUGUCUACGUGCCAUUUGGCAUCAAGGAGACUGACUCAACCCCAGACUCGUUCAUUCUUGUUCUUUUUAUUUGUGUUUUUUUUUUUUUUUUUUU
Puntigrus tetrazona (Sumatra barb) is the source of this 2109-nucleotide messenger RNA. RefSeq names its product T-cell leukemia homeobox protein 3-like. Bases 571 to 1506 code for a protein of 311 amino acids. Lineage: Eukaryota; Metazoa; Chordata; Actinopteri; Cypriniformes; Cyprinidae. The transcript has 3 exons. Gene Ontology annotation, molecular function: RNA polymerase II cis-regulatory region sequence-specific DNA binding; DNA-binding transcription factor activity, RNA polymerase II-specific. The record is from RefSeq and is a predicted model, not a curated record. Gene Ontology annotation, cellular component: nucleus. Gene Ontology annotation, biological process: animal organ development; regulation of transcription by RNA polymerase II.